Seriola dumerili (greater amberjack) is the source of this 3619-nucleotide messenger RNA. It is a transcript of the gene gucy2cb, whose product is annotated as heat-stable enterotoxin receptor-like. Bases 163 to 3396 code for a protein of 1077 amino acids. The record is from RefSeq and is a predicted model, not a curated record. Gene Ontology annotation, molecular function: protein kinase activity; ATP binding; guanylate cyclase activity. Gene Ontology annotation, biological process: receptor guanylyl cyclase signaling pathway; protein phosphorylation; intracellular signal transduction. The transcript has 27 exons. Gene Ontology annotation, cellular component: membrane. Lineage: Eukaryota; Metazoa; Chordata; Actinopteri; Carangiformes; Carangidae.
GGACGUGGUAUAGAGCGGACAACACUUCAUUUCUGGAGUUUUGCUACGGAAAUUUAGAGGAACUUUUUGGAGUUUUUCGGUGACUUUAUUGCACAUUGGACGCACUGGGCUGUGGAUCAGGAGAAGAGGCUGAGACAACUUUACCAUUUUGAGCUCAAAAACAUGAAUACAGGGCCGAAAAUGGCCCCGGCUGGUUGGUGGUUGUGUUUGUGCGCCUUGGGGAUUCUUGCUGCUCCGUGUCGAGGGAUCGGACGUUGUUUGAAUGGGAUUACAAUGAACGUGAUCCUGCUGGAUGAUGAGGAGUCUCCCUGGAGCCUGAAGUUUGUAAGAGGAGAAAUACUGGAGGCCAUAGAGAUAGAUUCAGCCAUCAAUGCUGCAGAAGGUAUGAAGUUUAAUCUUACGCCAAACUUUGGCGGGUUCAACACCACCUUGUAUCGACAUCGAGGCUGCCAGAGUAGCACGUGUGAGGGAGUGGAUGAGCUAAAAAACCUAAUGUAUUCAGGCAACCUGGGAUGUGCCGUGCUCGGGCCUACCUGCACCUACGCUAGCUUCCAGAUGGUUGAUGUGGAAAAAGGUCUGAAGCUCAAAACACCCAUCAUCUCUGCAGGAAGCUUCGGUCUGUCCUGCGACUACACACUCAACCUGCAGCGCCUCCUGCCGCCGGCACGCAAGAUCUCUGACUUCUUCAUUCUCUUCUGGAAAGAGAGCAACAGGAUCAAACCCGCGUGGGAAACAGCCUAUGUUUACAAGAAACAGAGCAACAGCGAGGACUGCUUCUGGUAUAUAAAUGCACUGGAUGCAGACUCGAGCAAGUUUGCCCAAAACAUCAGUAGAACGGUGCUGCGCAAACCGGACGAACUGAGAAAAAUACUGACGUCACCCAAAAACAGGACAAGCAACUUGUUCAUCAUGUGUGGAUCACCACUGGACAUAUUGGAGGUGAAAAAUGGCUCCACAGAUGCAGACAGCAGUGAUAAUCUGUUCAUCCUUAUUGAUCUUUACAACGAUAAAUACUACACCAACAAAACAUCAAUGCCAUCCAUGAAGAACGUGUUGGUGCUGACGAUGCCCAACACCAGAAACUACACCAUCAACACAGACACAGACAACAACACGAUGAAUGACUACAUGGCUGCGUACCAUGAUGCGGUGCUGCUGACAGGCCAGGUGAUGAGGGAAAUUGCUAAAAAACCUCAGUCGGAGAUUCAGCAGAUGGAGUUUGUCAACGUGAAUUACUUCAGAAACACCUCCUUUAAUGGAUCUGCUGGACACUACAGGCUGGACAAGUUUGGAGACAGAGAUGUGAAUCUCUCAAUCAUUUACACCACUACUGACAACAAGUAUCGUGUUUUAUUCACUUUCGACACUGAGCACAACAAAACCAAAGUGGUGGAGACGGACCCGUCCUUCAUCUGGGGAAAAAGACUUCCUGAUUACGGGCCAGAUACAGGUCCAGCAUCUUAUAACGUCAUUGUCAUCGUGUUGGCCGUCACCGUGGUUGUGGUGGCCACCAUCGCCUUCAUUUUCUACAGACAGAACAGGAGGGACCGUUUGCUCAGGAAGCGCUGGUCGCACAUCGCCUCUGCUCUCAUCACAGUGCUGGAGAAAAGCGAACUCAAUGUCGUCUCUCUUAAGAUUGAAGAUGAGAGGAAAGACACGAACUUCAAGAUCCGCCGCGCGCUCUACGAUAAGAAGAUUGUAAUUUUGAAGGAGCUGAAGCACUCGGAUGGGAACUUCAAUGAAAUGCAGAGGAUAGAACUUAACGCAGUAAGACAGAUCGACUAUUACACCCUCACAAAGUUUUAUGGCACAGUGAAGGUUGAUCAUGGCGUGUUCGGGGUGUUUGAGUACGGAGAGAGGGGGUCGCUCAGGUAUGUGCUGAAUGACAAGAUUUCAUACCCAGAGGAGACCUUCAUGGACUGGGAGUUCAAGAUCUCCGUCAUGUACGAUAUCGCCAAGGGCAUGUCCUACCUCCAUGCCAGUGACAUCCAGGUGCACGGUCGCCUCAAGUCCACCAACUGUGUGGUGGACAAUCGCAUGGUGGUGAAGAUAACAGACUUCGGCUGCAACAGCUUUCUCAGCCCCGGCAAAGACUUGUGGACAGCUCCAGAGCAUCUGAGGAAACACGGCACUUCUCAGAAAGGAGACGUCUACAGUUUCGCCAUCAUCUCUCAGGAGAUUGUUCUCAGAAAGAGCACCUUCUACACUGAGUGCUGCUCCGACCGAGCAGAGAAGCUGUCCAGGGUCAUCAUGUCCUACUUCAGACCUGAUCUUAACUUUGAGACGGCUUCAGAGAAAGAAGCAGAGGUUUAUAUGUUGAUAAAAAGCUGCUGGGAUGAGGAUCCAGAAAGAAGACCGGACUUUAAGAAGGUAGAAAACUGUCUGGGGAAAAUCAUCAGUAAAAUCCAUAACCAGGAAAAUGAGAGCUACAUGGACAACAUGAUCAGACGGCUGCAGAUGUACUCCAGGAACCUGGAGCACCUGGUGGAGGAGAGAACGGCUCUCUACAAAGCUGAGCGGGACAGGGCCGACUGCCUCAACUUCAUGCUGCUUCCUGGCCCGGUGGUGAAAAGCCUGAAGGAGACCGGCGUGGUGGAGCCGGAGCUGUACGAGGAGGUGACGAUAUAUUUCAGCGACAUCGUUGGUUUCACCACUCUGUGCCAGUACAGCACACCAAUGGAAGUUGUGGACAUGCUCAACGACAUCUACAAGGGCUUCGACAGCAUCGUCGACCACCACGAUGUAUACAAGGUGGAGACGAUAGGUGAUGCCUACAUGGUGGCCUCCGGGCUGCCAAGGAGAAACGGAAACAGGCACGCGGUGGACAUCUGCUGCAUGGCGCUGGACAUCUUGUCGUUCAUGGGUACCUUCCAGCUCAGACACCUGCCUGGCAUCCCUGUGUGGAUACGCAUCGGCAUACACUCAGGUCCCUGUGCAGCAGGUGUUGUGGGGAUAAAGAUGCCCAGAUAUUGUUUAUUUGGAGACACGGUCAACACGGCGUCUCGUAUGGAGUCAACAGGACACCCCCUGCGGAUCCACGUCAGUCAGCCCACUAUAAAUAUCCUGCAGAGGACGGACUGCAGGUUUGAGUAUGAGAUCAGAGGAGAAACAUAUCUGAAGGGUAAAGGCACAGAGACAACAUACUGGUUAACAGGUGAAACUGGAGAAGACUACGGCCUCCCAACUCCACCCACAACAGAGAACUUCCACCGGCUGCAGCAGGACCUCGCCCACAUGAUCCUGAUGUGUCUGGAGCGCCGCUCUCGAGGGUCCGUGCGGAGGAAGAAGAGGACGGAGGACGACAAUGAUCAAGAGUCGGGGGUGGAGUCUGAGAGCGAACAACCGGAGUACCUGCAUCUGGCCACUGUUGAUAACACGCUCAGCACCUUCCUGUAGGACAAACCUGAGAGGAGGAAACCAGCAGGUAGAGGCAGAGAGGGAAAGGACACAACUCAUUUUUUACCAGGUGUUAAAAGAUAAAAACAAAUAUCCAUUGAAAGUAAUGUACAAAACAAGUGCCUUGUGUAAGACCAGAAAGUUUCCUCCAUUUUUACUUGCUUUUUUCGCUCCUUGUUGAACCCCAAGUGCAGCGGCAAGCCAUAGGUGUGAAGAUAACAGG